This is a messenger RNA of Rodentolepis nana, 450 nucleotides long. The record is from the annotation of a GenBank genome assembly. Lineage: Eukaryota; Metazoa; Platyhelminthes; Cestoda; Cyclophyllidea; Hymenolepididae.
AUGUUCACGUUUACCACUGCAUUCAGCGCACCUAGCCCAACAGCAGAAGCAGCUGCUGCUGCUGCCGUCUUACAUUGCACUGGAAAUCCUCUUGCCAACAGAGCUCUUAUCGAUCGCAUCUGCUAUGUCCUGGAGUCCCUCUAUUUUCCUGUCCAAGCUGCUGCCCUGGAAUUACUUCGAACGUUGAUGUCCUGCGACAUCGCCGAUGACAUUUUAAAGGCUCUUGUUGAACUCCUUCAUCCUCAGCGUGAAAUUGAAUUGAGUAAGCUUUUCAAGGAAUCAACGACGGUCUUGCCAAGAAGAAUCAGCAAUGCCACUAAUAGUGAUGAAGAGGAGGAAGAUCAACCAAUUUCAAGCUCAACUGAUCACCAUCGUCGUGAUGGUGAGUUUUCACUUUUCUCAAAAAAUAUAGCUGUUACUCUUUUCCUUUGCAUAAUGCUGGAAUCUUAA